This is a messenger RNA of Helianthus annuus (common sunflower), 1884 nucleotides long. RefSeq names its product beta-glucuronosyltransferase GlcAT14B. The transcript is spliced from 4 exons. Gene Ontology annotation, molecular function: glucuronosyltransferase activity. Gene Ontology annotation, cellular component: membrane. Lineage: Eukaryota; Viridiplantae; Streptophyta; Magnoliopsida; Asterales; Asteraceae. Bases 238 to 1527 code for a protein of 429 amino acids. The record is from RefSeq and is a predicted model, not a curated record.
CAGACAAGUUGAAUUAAUUGCAAAAUUUUCCAAUCUCAACUUCCAUUUUCCCCACCAUCUUCUCCUUCCAAAUCCACUCACGCCGCCAUUGAUACACUCUAAACACACAAAGUAACCGUCAAAUCACCAACACACAUUCUUCUUCCACUCCUCAUUUCAAUUUCUCCGCCAAUCGGAGAUCCUCUCUCCACCGUCGCCGGACUUCCGUCACUAAUUCUUCCAGAUCCACCUACAAUCAUGAAGAAACUGAGAAGUUUCUACAUGCAUUUAAAACAUCCACACACAAUAAGGAAGAAAUGGAUCUAUCCAGUAGCAGUAGCUUCAACCGUUACUCUAUUCCUACUGUUCAUCCUAACCCUAACUUCACUCGACGGCAACCGCAUCUACGGCUACUACACCACCACCGGAGCCUCUAUCUUCGUUGAAGAUCAGCUCAAACCUAUCAGCAUCUCCAAUAACAAUAAUAUUCCUCGUCUACCUCGAUUUGCCUACCUGAUUUCCGGUUCAAAUCACGACGGCGUUAUGCUCCGGCGGACGCUUCUCGCUCUGUACCAUCCGAACAACCGUUAUGUUGUUCAUCUGGAUGCGGAAUCGUCACCGGAGGAACGGUUAGAGCUGCAGAAUUUUGUGAAGAGUCAUCCUGUUUUUGUGAGAUUUGGAAAUGUUGUGAUGAUUACGAAGGCGAAUCUCGUGACGUAUCGCGGACCGACUAUGGUGGCGAAUACGCUUCAUGCCGCUGCUAUUUUGUUAAAAGAAGGUGGAGAUUGGGACUGGUUUAUUAAUCUUAGUGCCUCGGAUUAUCCUCUUGUUACUCAAGACGAUCUGCUUCAUACAUUCGCUUCGCUACCGAGGGAUCUUAAUUUUAUUGAUCAUACGAGUAAUAUUGGGUGGAAAGAGUUUCAGAGAGCUAAGCCUGUGAUUGUUGAUCCUGGGUUGUAUAUGACUGAAAAGACUGAUGUUUUUUGGAUUACACAGAGGAGAAGUGUGCCUACAGCCUUCAAGUUAUUUACAGGAUCGGCUUGGAUGGUUUUAUCUCGGCCUUUCAUCGACUUUUGUAUAUGGGGAUGGGACAAUUUACCUCGAACAGUCCUCAUGUACUACGCAAACUUCAUCUCGUCACCCGAAGGCUAUUUCCAUACAGUCAUAUGUAAUGCAAAAGAAUUCCGAAACACCACCGUGAACAGCGAUCUCCACUUUAUAUCAUGGGACAACCCUCCGAAACAACAUCCUCACUACCUUACAUUAGAAGACAUGUCAAAAAUGGUUGAAAGCAAUGCACCGUUUGCAAGAAAGUUCCACCAAGAUGAACCCGUGCUUGACAAGAUCGACUCUGAUUUACUGUUCCGAGGCCCGGAUAUGAUCGUCCCUGGUGGGUGGUGCAUCGGGAGCCGUGAAAACGGGUCAGACCCGUGUUCAGUCGUUGGGAAUCUCACAAGGCUUGAUCCUACAAGUGGGGCGAAACGGCUUGAGAUUCUUGUGAACUCGCUUCUGUCGGAUGAGAGUUUUAGACCGCGACAAUGCAGAUAACUACAAGUAGUGAAUGUUGAUCGGAUGUAAUUAGUUCGUGUGCGGGAAAACGGCGGGGCACUAAACUCGAUUUUGAACAUUAUACUGCCCAAGAAAGCAAGGUAAUUGUAUCGGUAAUUGUUAUGUUUUUGAAUUUUAUGUGGGUUUUUGAGCCGAUUCUUUUAGAACCCUGAUUCACCAUUUUUAUAAAAUAGUUUUAUAGAUAUUUUAAGGGGGUUGAGGGUGGUGAUGAAACCAAGGGAUAUCUGUUUAAAAAAAAACAGGUGAUUUUGUGCCAUUUUAGUUGUGGGACAAGAACAGUGCUGUAAAAUAUAUCAGACUUUCGAAACCUUCACAACGUGCUUUUGUUCAUAUUUA